Messenger RNA from Mus pahari (shrew mouse), 744 nucleotides. RefSeq lists its product as uncharacterized. NCBI's taxonomy places the organism in Eukaryota, Metazoa, Chordata, Mammalia, Rodentia, Muridae. The record is from RefSeq and is a predicted model, not a curated record. The transcript has 2 exons. The coding region runs from base 181 to 507 and encodes 108 amino acids.
AUCCUCUGCUCAGCCUGCCGUUUUGCCGGCAAGAAGCUCAGUCCAAACAGCAUUAAACUCCCUAGAGGAAGGCCCACUGGUGAUCCAGGAGAGGAGAAGGUAGAGGAACGAUUUAGGAGAUUUGCGCUUGUGGCGGCAAGCUCUUUGGAAUAGCUGAAUCUGCCAGGCUUCCCCCUCACCAUGCUCCCUCCUCAACAGCCAGCUGUGUGCAGGCUCGACCACGAAGUGGUCAGCAGGUCUAGGCUUCGGAAAAACCUUACAGUUUGUCGCCCCCUGUCGGGUCCGGUCCCGGCUUGGCUGCGCAGGUUCCCGCGCAGCUGGCUGGCUGGGGUGGCGCAAAGUGGAGUGCAGAAGGCAAAGUGUCUCUUCAACUUUCCGGGUUGCGGCUUGGUCAUCUCCACCGUUCUGGAGCAGCUAAUGGUCCAUGAGGUGCGCGCAAAGGUCUCCAGGAGUAAAUUAAACAAGCAGAUGCAAGUUCCAUUCUGGACCCUCAGGUGCGCGGCUUGAUUCUGCCAGGAAGGAACCCAGAGUAGGAGCAAACAGCCGCUUUCGCAGAGAAGCUCUGAAGUAGCCUGAGUGGAGCCUCGGUAUUCCAGCAGCCUCGUCUGCUAGCCGGGGACUGGUAGAGCUUGGUUUCGCUGUUCCCGUUUCUCCUAGCUCAGGCCUUGCACUUUCGUUGUUUAAUGAACACUGGGCAGUGCGUUGCAUGGUUCGAAAUUAAAGUCAAACCCUUUUCUUUUAAAA